Clonostachys rhizophaga is the source of this 1401-nucleotide messenger RNA. The record is from the annotation of a GenBank genome assembly. Lineage: Eukaryota; Fungi; Ascomycota; Sordariomycetes; Hypocreales; Bionectriaceae.
AUGUGGCAUCGUCUCAGAAGAUGUUCUGGCCCGAAAAUGGGGCACGCGGAGCCAACUUUAUUCAGGAAUAAACAAUCGUUGAUCCAACGUGGAUAUUCCCUUCGAAAAUAUUCCCAACCGACAGUACCAUCGAAUAUGGGGGACGUGGAAAGCCAGGGCGCACUCACCGGCCUAAAGAUUUUAGAUCUUUCACGAGUUUUGGCGGCAAGGCUUUUUUCUUUCCGCUUGGUGCGACAGGCCCCAUUUUGCUCACAGAUCCUAGCAGAUUACGGUGCCGAUGUCAUCAAGGUUGAGACGGUUGAUAAAGGAGAUGACACAAGGCAUUGGCAGAUGACAGGAGAAGCAGCGACAUGGAAGACGUCCGCCGGUCCUAUCUCCAACUACUUCUCUGCCGUCAAUCGAAACAAAAGAUCCAUCACGUUGAAUCUGAAACAGGAGAAAGGUAAGGAAAUCUUGAAGAAGCUGGCCUUAAGCGCCGAUGUGGUCAUUGAAAACUUCAAACCCGGAACAAUGGAGAAUCUAGGACUUGGAUACGAAACACUAAGAGAAGAAAACCCGAAGCUCAUCUAUGCUAGCCUCUCAGGAUACGGAAGAUCUGGACCAUACGCCAAGCGCGGAGGAUAUGAUCCGAUCGCAGCAGCAGAAGCCGGCCUCCUUCACAUUACUGGAGAACGGAAUGGCCCUCCUGUGCGAGUCGGUCUUGGAAUGGUAGACAUGUCCACUGGCCUCUACCUCCACGGUGCUAUCCUCGCCGCUGUAAUUGCUCGUCAGCGGGACGGGCUGGGUCAGCGUGUAGACACAUCACUGUUCGGAACCCAAGUCAGCAUGCUAAUCAAUGUUGGGCUAUCCUGGCUGAACAUGGGCAUUGAAGCUCAGCGCUGGGGUUGCCAACACCCGAGCAUUGCCCCGUAUGAUGCGUUUGAAACUAAAGACGCCUACCUCGUCUGUGGCGCUACCAACGACGUCCAGUUUUCUGCUCUCUGUGGCCUUCUUGGGCUUGGGGAGCUAGCCAAGGAAGAGCGAUUUGCAACCAACCCGAAGCGCGUAGAGAACCGGGACAUACUGGGUCCCAUGUUCAACGACGUUUUCCGGACGAAGACGACGGCCGAGUGGGUUCCCAUCUUCGAAGCCACAGGUCUGCCUUUUGGGCCUAUCAACAACAUGGAACGCACCUUUGCCCACCCACAGACUGAGGCACUUGGCAUGGUCAAUCAUGUGAAGUUGGAUGCAGCUGAAUCAGGGCAGCUUUGUCUAAUUGGACCGGCAGUUAAGUUUAGUAGGACGGAGACGUCAUUCAGGCGUGCGCCUCCAACACUCGGGCAACACACAUCGGAGGUGCUGAAGGAGCUUGAAAUGGAUAGCUCGGACAUGACGCUGCUGAAGGAGCAAAAGGUGGUGUAG